ACGAGUCGCUGCGCGGAGCUCCGGGAGCAGUUUGAGUCUGGCAGGCGGAGAGACAGCAACCCCAGCACCGUGCGCGGAGCCUCGGAGCACCGCGGGAGGGAAGAGCGUCCACCGCAAAGACAAAACCGAACCAGUAGAGAGAUAAUUUUGUAAAACGCGUCCUCGUAGUGGUUUUAUACGCUUUCUUUUGUGUUGUUUCUGUCUUUUUUUCUCUGUCGUCUGGAGGAGCGAGCGACCGAGAGACAGAGCUUCACUGCGGCUAAUCAAUUCGCGUUUCCAGACGUGGGAAUUAAAAUGAAAAAUGUAGGCGACACAUUUCCCCUCACCGUCCAGGAAUCACAGAAGGAGCCCGGCGAAUAGAGAAAGGAAGCAGGGGGGGAAAUGGUGCUGCAUCUAUAGGAUCCUCUCUGUGGAGCCCCUGCGUAAAAGGAAAAACAGUGUGAAAACUGGUGAACGAGUGGAUGUGAAGCUGUGAGAGGAAGACUCCAAGAAGCAGAAUAAAAGUGGAGGUUUCUCGGAGAACCUUCAGCUGCUUUCAAAGCCGAGGCUCCUCAUUAACUGUUCCUCCUGCUUUUCCACUGUAUUUAGUUUUAUUUUGGACAUACUGGGGAUCACGGUUGCUGACCUCAUCCCCUCUGCUUUUGUUGUUUUUAUUCCAAGCAAGACCAAAACCAGGUGCCAAACUGACUGUCAAGAGAAGAAGCAAAAAACUUGCACAUCUCCAAUUCAUCGUAUAAAGAGUUUAACUUUUAAUACCUGAUUUAGUAACUAACACACAGCGUUACUUUUCUCCCUCACAUUACAACACCUUACAUUAAAAUCACGUUUAAUAGUUUAUAUCCAUCGUCUCCAGUCAGUGUUUGCUGCUCUUAGUGCUAAAACUGCGUGACGUUUUUCCUACCGAGACGACGAUCAGUGCAUUAUUGGUUCAAAGUGCUUUAUAAACGCGUCCUCCAGCCGAUAGUGUGUUUGUAGGAGGCGUGUGGUGAGCAGCGAUAACUCUCUGCUGUGCUUCGACGCCGUCUGAACACUUUAACGCUUCGACAGGACGGCGUUUGACUGGCAGGUGGCACGAGCCACGUCUACCCUGAUAAAUACCGCCACCGCUGCUGCUGCUGCUGCUAUCUCUAAGGCUUCGUCUCAGCCUGCGCUCUGAAACACUGUCGACACUUUGCCUAUCUCCUUCUUCCAGUCCCUUACACGAGAGACGCCUCUCACUCUCCGUUGUCGUCUGUUUCUUCCACAUGUGGCGCUCGGUUACCCCACGCCGAACCACCUGAAAGGCCCCUUUAUCUACUCCCAGUGACCUCUUCGACCUUUUUGCAUUCUUCCUUUUAUUCUACAAAAAACAUGCAAUUUGAAACCUUUCACUGUACUUGCAUUUUUUGUGGAAGGAGAUCAGUUUUGUAAAAAAAGAAAAAGGAAAAAAAGAACAUAACCUAAAGCCAUACUGAACACCAGCCAUACUGAUAUCUUUUACAUCGACUGAACUCCUCGCAGCGUUUUCCUCAACAAACGUCGGUGCACUCACACAUUCAGGGAGUCGACGGAGAAGCUUCUAGCAUGAAACAGCCCAGAGUUUCCUACGUUUGGAUGAAAGAACAGCUUUGUAAGUUCUGACUUUUUCUACCUGCGUCUUUCUGGAUCGCGCUCCGUCCUGAAUCGAGCCCGAGUUCCCGUCGUCGCCCUGCGUUCCUCUGCGUUGACGGAUGAAUCCGGACAGUUUCAUGUCUGUUCUGUGGGCAGAACCUCGCUGCCCUGCUAGAACCGGGCUCAAGCCCUCCUUCGUUCUCUUCUGCUGGGCCAAGCUAAAUUCAGAGCAGAGACACUCGCGUAAGGGAAUCGAACGCACAUAGAUCCUCACUUUUUUAAUCCUUCUUCGCUAUCGAUCGCUCUUCAAUGAAUGCCUUGACAUCUCCUCUGCUGUCCUCUAGUAGCAGCUGGAAGGACUUUUUCUUACAGAUUUGAUGCUGCUUAACGCCGGCACUAGUCGUCACACUCACAGACUUCUAAAUCCAAACCAAAAGCUCCAGCAUAUUGACCUUUACCGAUUCGCUAAAUUCUUCGAAGGGGAGAGUUUGUUUAUCGAUGCGAAAGAAAUUAAAGUCACAGCUUGUGCCAAAUUUACACAGACUUCCUGUUAGCUUGUUCACCAAACACAGCUGAGAUCUCUGAAGCUGCCAGCGCCGUUCGUUGUUUACGAGGCUCAACGCACACGAAGCAUGAUAAUUAAUUUGAUUACUAAAGAAGACGUUUUGUUUGUUUCCAUGUAUGAUUUUAACACAUUUGGUUGUCCAACAGAAGUGCCAAACUCCAAGAAGAAUACAUCCAGCAUCCGUUAACGCUCAUCAGAUCUACAAAGUUUACAUACAGCGCUAAAUGUUUACAGACCACAGUUUCCAUUUCCAUUGAUGUGAAUCGUAACUUUAGUGCCAUAAACAGCAGAACUCUCUUCAGUAGGAGGAGGGCUCCUUAUAGUCAGAGUUUACACUUUUCUCGCUCUCAUUUUGUUUACAGAAAACCUGAAAAUACUGCCUGUUUGGAAGAUUUAGAAUUCUGGCCACUGGACUGUAAAAUGGCACUUUGUCAACAAACAGACCAAAAUUAAACAUCCAACACACGCUGCCAUUAAAACGAACCCAUACAAUUCAGUAUUUAUGAUUUCAGAUCCAUCGUCGGGCAGUUAGCGUAGGGCCUAAAAACUCUGAAAGACCUCAAUGUUUACAAAAGCUGCUGACUGGAAGGAGAAAUGUUUACAUGCAGAUGGAGGAGUGAAACGGCAAACUCAUUCGUGUAACAUCACCUGAACAACGUGAAUCUGCUGAGAAGCCCUCUGAACGUUGUCUUCAUCAGACAGAGAACUUUUCCUACUGAAGGUUUUUAUAAAUCGAAGGAGGACGGCUCACACUAGACUGGGAACUAUUUCUGAUUAUUUUUUUUAACAGCGGAUCCAGAACUUCGAUAAAACAAUGAGACCUGCACUUACAAAAGGGAUGUUUAGCUUCUCCCUUGUUCUCCUGCUUUUCUCCUGCCUGGCUGUUUCCACGGUAACCAUCUCCACGGAGCGACGCGCUGUCGACGGUGAUGUCAGGACUCUGACCGGCGGCUCCGCUGCUGCUGGGAAAGCGAGCGCCACCUUGUUCCUCCUGACCGGCUACAAGCCCCCACUGCCACCGCCCCCUGCCGGACCCAAGGUGGCGCCGAAAGCAGCCGAGGUGGAGGACGGGGACGACGCUCCGGUUAUGGCCGAGCUGCCUCCAAAGCCCCUCCCUCAAACCAUGUUGCCAAGGAACGUGACGGCAGACGCCCUGAAGCCCCCGCUGGGAGCCGCCCAGGUGGCUCCGCCCCCCAAACAGCUGGUGGACGUGGACGUGUGCAGGGGGUACUUCGACGUGAUGGGGCACUUCGACAGCACCUUCAACUGCUCCCAGGGCAGCUACAUCUACUGCUGCGGAACGUGCCACUACCGGUUCUGCUGCGAGCACCAGAGGAACCGGCUGGACCAGGACUCCUGCAACAACUACAUCUCCCCCGUCUGGGCCGACCCCCAGGUCACGGUCACGGUGCCCACUGGAAACAAGCCCGACCCGGACUUCGAGACGCUGCAGCAGCAGAACAGCAGUACGGCCUACGUAAUUGGAGGGGUGAUCUCCUUCACUCUGGUGGUGGCCGUGGGCGUCAGGAUCGCCUUCAGCAAGGUGGCACGCCGACCUCGCAACCGAGACAUCAACAUGCCCAGAUCUCUGGUGGAUAUCUUGCGUCACCAGUCCAGUCCUGUGCAGCAGGGAGAGAGGAACAACACCACGGUGUUGACCACCACCACCUCAGAUGGACGAACAUCCAAAAACGUCUACACGCCCAUCCUGCAGAUCAAAGACAACCGCACUGGGAACUUGCUCCACCAUUUUAACCAGCAGGGGUCUGCUUCCAGCCCCAAACACUCUGCUACCAUCGAGCGUGGACCUCGUAUGAACAACACCCCACAGCUCUCCUCCGGGCCCACCCUGAUUUCCAGCAGCAGCAAAGGCCCCGGAGGCGGCGGCGGCAGCAUCAUCGGAGGGGGCAUGAGGCACAACAGCAGCCACCCGUCCUUCUCCCACUCCUUCCACAACCUGGCGCAGCUGCCGCCGUCCUAUGAGGCGGCCAUGAAGCCGGAGAUCAGCCGCUACAGCUCCCUGAAGAAGCUAGAGAAAGAACUGGACGAGUAUUCGGGCUACUACUCCUCCAAGCGUCGCUCCAACAACGCCCCGCCCUCCUUCCACUCCUCGCAGCACCACCUGCCCUACGGAGGCGACUACACGCUGGGCUCCAGAGGUACGCUGCCCCUCCACGGCUCCCGGCCUCACCUCCACAUCCCGGCCUCCACCCCCAACCCGUACCCGCUGCCGGCCCAGUCGCAGUACACCAGCUCCUCCUUCGACAGGCCGCCGCGCCGCGUCCGGUCCCAGGACCAGCUGCUAGCCUUCGGGGAGGGAAACACGUUGUCCCGCCUGUCCAAGAACCAGCAACACCAGUACUACAAAGCCAUGAUGAACACCAGCAGGAGCUCCACGUCACAGACGCUCCGCAGGUCCCAUGAGAGGCUCCUGGUCUCCCCGGACCGCCUGGAGGACCGUCUGCUGGCGAUGGGGCUGCUGCUGGGCGGAGGCGAGCGGGGAGGAGGCAGCGGCAUGGUUCCCACCAUGGGCCGGCUCAGCCACCACCAGAAGGCCCAGUCGCAGCAGAACAUCUGUGUCACACCAUCCAUGGACCGCCACCACAUGAUCAAGAUGAACUCCCACCCGACGCCGGGACACGACCACGACCGCGGCUCGGCCAUGUCGGGGAUGGGCGUGCACGGCUGGGACUCCCACGGCGGCCACGGCGGAGGGGGCUCGUCCGGAGGUCACCCCAACGCCCGGCGGAUGGCCUUCGCCAGCAAGAGGCAGAACACCAUCGAACAGCUGCACUUCAUCCCCGGAGGAGGAGGAGGACAGGGACUGCGGACUGGGAGUAAGAACGAAGUGACAGUGUGAAGGGAAGACGGAGGAAGAAGACGUUAAGAAGCUGAAGACGGGAUGAAGCGAGGCAGAAGAGGAAGAGGUUUGAUCUGAGCCUCACAGGGUGGCACUCAUCCCCCCUCCACCAAACAUUAACCUCAUCUUGAGUUCAGCCGAUCGAUUCCCUCAUCGUCACUCUGGAUUGAAAAAAGAGAAAUUCCAGCCAUUCUUUGUAAAGGGAAGACACAUCGCCACAUGAAAAGCGCAAAAAAAGAAGCCGUUUACAGACUGCUGGGUAUUCGCUGUGACUUUUAUUGAAGGAUAUCCUCUUAGUCAGAUCUUUUGAAUCAUCCUUGAGUUUCAUUGCUAUGUCCUCCAAGUCCUCGAGUGCUCUGGGUUCAUCUGGAUGACGGAGAGCCGAGGCAGACGGUUUGCUUGUCUUUGUAUUUAUAAAAGUAUUUAAAACCAAACGAGUUGCUUUUGUAUGAAAUUAACCUAAUAAUAAUAAUAAUAAUGAUAUUAACAUUACUGAGCCCUGUAAGAGUUUUGUGUAUACUUAGCUGACAACAUAUUUAUCCUUUAGCUGGCCAGUUUGUAACCUAAAGGUUGGACAUCGUUUCUUUCUCUGGCUGUGAUUGGACUUCAAAGUAAAUCUGUUAGCCAUCAUCUGGUCACUUUAAGGCUUUAAUCACGGUAGAUAAACAGAAAAAAAGCCAUUUUUGAGAGAAAACAGUACUCACAGCAACUCAAACUGCUGCCAUAAAGGCCCAGUCACACCAGCAUUUCACAAUAAAAUCAAGUAAAUGCACAUUUUUUGUGUUGCCAAUGUGGAGGAAGCUAUCAUAGCUGAUCGACUGUGUCGCUCCUUUGGAUGACUUUUGUGAAGCUAUUGCCCCGUUAGCGACUUACCUGCUAACCUGACAGCUUCUCCACUCUCUUCGGUAACUUUAAAUUGGAUGACAUGAUGUAAAAUCCCAAGAAGAAGAUGUGAGCAAGCAGAGAAAGAGAAACUAGAAGCUUGCGGAGCUGUUCUGAUGGACGCAGUGAGCCUAACUAACCCUGCCUUCUUUCUAAAUCCAAAUGUUCCAUGAAAGGCGCUUUUUCAUUAGCACCUACUCGACUCGGUUUACGUGGUUCUCCAUUACCAUUGAGUACCACCUCAACAUGUUUGGCUUCGUCACAGCACGGCAGGCCGGAAGUCCCUUAACAUCAUUUGAGAAACAACAAUGGAGGACAUGGAGGUGAUGGUACACCUGCUGCUCAGUCUGUGGCUUUUUGUCAGAUACAACCAGUCCAAUUGUCCAAUCAGUGGCCUGCACUCUGUAGACGUCACAUUAUCAGCUCGACUCAGCUCGCUUGGAACCAAGUCCCAGUAGGUACUAAAAUAGUAGCUGGUACAGGUAUUACGUCCUGAUGGAAAACCUCAGAGAGUGGAGUCGAGGCGAGUAGGUGCUAGUGGAAAAGAGCCAUAAGACGUGUGGACGCUGUGUUUCUGGUGUGAUCGGGCCUUAGGAGUAAAAAUCCACGUAUCUUAGCUGAGCUGAAGCCUUUUGUACAGUGAACUUAGUGGGUGUUUAUCAUCUAUGGAACAUUGUGCUGUGACCCUUUUGCGUAAUAAUUAGUUGAAAGGUUUGGAAUUCGACCACCUCAUGAAGAAGAUGCAAAUACAAACCAGAUCCCUUGACUAGUUUGUAGAGAGUCGAGGGUCUCUUUCUGCCACCGAUGGACAUUAAAAGUUUCUCGUUGCUCAGUUCAGCUGCUCACCUCGUCUGAAGGGAAGGCGUGGACGACGGAUUCUUCACACCAAGGGCUAAACCCAUUAUCUUUGUGUAUCUGUGCUCUGUACAACGUCUGCUUCUCAUUUUCCUGUCAUGUCGGGAGGCAUGCUCGUGCACAUUUUCACACAUUUUUUUGUUUUUCUUCCUGUGUAGAGAGAAAAUAUAAACGUGAAGAAAAAUCUGGAACUUUUUUGUGUAAAAUCACAUUUGGUUGGAUAAGAGCUGACCGUAACGAUGUCAUUUUUUGUAAAAUUUUGUUUGGUUUUCUGGCUGUGAGAUGGACCUGCUGGCCGGUUGGUGGCUGGAUUUACCCUUUAUUGGGUUUAAGGCAGGGGUGUCCAACAUGCGGUCCGUGGGCCAAAAGCGGUCCUCCAGAGGGUUCAAUCCGGCCCUCAAAGUGUAUAACUUCCAGAGAAGACAUUAACUGCAGAUUGUAAAUUAGUAAAACUAUACAUUUAAAAUCAUUUCUAGACCAUGACAAGUUGUUUUGAACAGAAAGUAAAAUACUAGAUUGUUCAUUGUUCUUUUAUCAUUUUGUGUCUCAUUUUUGGAAUAUUUUGUCUUGUUUUUGUUUGUCUCAUUUUUUGUCAUUUUUUCUCACUUGUCAUUUUGUCUCAUUUUUGUCAUUUUAUGUUUUGCUUUAUUCGUUGAUUUGUAUAUCGUUUUUGACGUUUUGUGGGUUUUUUUUGUCUUGCUUAUGUUGUUUGCCCUUUUUUGUUGCUUUGUAACUUUUUUGUCCAAGUUUUUGUCUCUCUUGUUUUGUUUUGUGUCGUUUGUCUCAUAUUUUGCCAUUUUUUUUUCGUUUUUGUCGUUUUUUUUGUCUCGUUUUUGUAAUAUUUUGUUUUUGGUGGGUUUUUGCUGUCUGACUUUGUUGUUUUCAUCAUAAAGUAAAAUACUAUAUUCUUCAGUUCCAGAUACCUGUGAUUAAACUUUGGAGCUGUGGUUAUUUAUAGGUUAUUAUGCUGUGAUUUUACUGGUCACUGGAGAUCAAAUUGGGCUGAAUGUGGAACCUGGACUAAGAUGAGUUUGACACCCCUGGUUUAAGGGUUCCUGAGGCCUAGUUUAAGGUCUUCAGCUUCCCUCUGAGUUGUAUUUAAAGACAGACAUGAUUGAUGACUGAAGCUACCUGCCAGAUGUUUUUAGUGUUUUAAUCCAUGUGCUCACGUGUUAAUGGUUUAUGUAAAAAGAAAAAAACGAUUCCCCCUCAAUGAGACUAUAAACGCUGUUAUCAUGACCUUUUCUUUCCGUCUUUUACUUAAACACGUAUUUAUUUUUUUAAAUCUCUGUGAAUUUUAACGUAUAAUCCUGGAUUUUCAAUAUUAAAACUUUCUAGUGGAAUUUAAAAAAAUCAAAAAGACACAGAAAAACCUUUGUAUUCACGAACAGAACUUAAAAAAAAAAAGAAAAAAGAGCCGAUGCAAUCAAAGAGAAAAGACGAAGCGCAUGAUGAUGUCAGAAGCCGGUGUUGGUGAUGUCAUAGUGCUGACUCAUGAUGUCACGGCGUGCGUGUGUGUAAACGUACAUGUUUUAAUUUGUGUGUGUAACUCUGUCUUCUCGUUGGGAAUGCUGAACCUCGUUUUGUCUUCGGAGACGGUUUUCAGACUCGAGAUGCGACCGUCUCGUGUUCAUAUCAAGCUGUAAUGAAACUUUAAAGGCCUAUCGUCAUUACAUUUUCAAUUAUUUUUAUUGUCAAAAGGAAAAAAAAGGGACAUUGAUCAAUCUCAGCUUUUUCUCGUCGAGCUACGUUCACCAAAGCGAGGACUUUUCAAUCGUUUGUAAAUUACCGAAGGCUUUUAUUGUGAAACAGUGGAUAAUUUAUCACAGGGUUCAUGGGUUUGUGUCGCUGCCGUUUAAUAUGCAUCUGCUUUUCCUCAUUUGUGCUCAUUUUAACGGGAUUAUAAGGGCACAGAAUUUAAAAAAGCAGCUUUUUUAAAGUUGCAGUACAAAGGAAGGGAGCGUUUUUCUUGAUAAAGUGAAGGAGAAUGUAUGGAGAAUUUGGACUGGAAAGGCUUUUCGGUUUUUUGUAAUCUCACUAACUUUUGAAGAGGCAAAAAAAGAAGGGGAAGAGACAUAAACGACGUGUGAAAUUCAGUUGUACUUUUAAUGUCUCGCUCAUUUCUCCUCGUAACUUCAAAGGUCUGAUACAGAUGUUGCAAUCCGUGUUCGGUUAAUCGCUCCCCUGAUUAAACUGUGUGCCUGUGUGUGUGUGGAUGUGUGAGUGUGUGUUAACCACUGGGAGUGAAGCAUGGACAUAUUUGUAUUCUCAAAGCUACUCUGCAUACCUCAAAUUGUACGAUACAUUUAUUUAUAACAUCCCCUUAUAUGUCUAUUUCCAAGAAUAUCCAAACAAAGGUCUCACAGAUGUGCAACCCUUUUGUUAUUGGUGAUCAAUUCUUGCGUUUGUAGAAAUCAUACUGUUUAAUUGCUAAUAACAAUAAAAAAAAAAAUCCCACUAAA
This is a messenger RNA of Amphiprion ocellaris (clown anemonefish), 9214 nucleotides long. RefSeq names its product shisa family member 7 (gene shisa7b). The transcript is spliced from 10 exons. The coding region runs from base 2970 to 5015 and encodes 681 amino acids. NCBI's taxonomy places the organism in Eukaryota, Metazoa, Chordata, Actinopteri, Pomacentridae. Gene Ontology annotation, biological process: regulation of short-term neuronal synaptic plasticity; regulation of AMPA receptor activity. The record is from RefSeq and is a predicted model, not a curated record. Gene Ontology annotation, cellular component: postsynaptic membrane; AMPA glutamate receptor complex; postsynaptic density.